AUGCUUCCAUCAUCUGAACAUGUAGAUGCUGCCCGUGGUGUACGACCACAGUGCAAACGCAUGGAUGACGUCAGCCAUUUUUUAAAAAACUGGUUCCAUCGGCAAAUUGUCUCUGCCGUUCGCUGUCACCUUCAUCAACAGCGGCUCCCGGCAAAGGUGCUUCUGCUGCUAGAUAACUGCGGGGCCCACCCAAAGAUGUUGUGUUCCAAUGACAAGAAGAUUGUUAUCUCAUUCUUGCCGAAAAACAAAACGUCGAAAAUCCAACUGAUGGUCAUGGGCAUCAUUGCGACCUCGAAACGUCUAUACCGGCGCCAGCUGGUCAGAUCAGUGACAGCCAGGGGUGACCUCAGCCUCCUGGAUUUCCUGAAAAAGCUGACGAUCAAAGAGGCGAUCUACAUGUUCGACAGCGCCUGGCAAGAAGUAUCAAGGCAAACCAUCCAUGGCUGUUGGCGGAGGGCCUUAGGAGACGCGAUCGGCAGCGAUGAAGCCGACGACAGCGAUGGGGAGUUUGAAGGAUUCAGCACUGCAGACGUUUCUCAGGCAGAGAAGCACCUUGCAGACUUCAACUCCUUCUCGGCAGUCGAUGUCAACAAAUCCCGCGAUGCGUUUGGGGUGACGGACGACAAAAUUGAUCAGUGGCUUAAGAUAGACGAUGAGCUCGCAACCACAGCGCAUCUUACCGACGAGGAGAUCGUGGCUAACGCUACCGGUGCUUGUACAGAGGCCGACGAGAACAACGACGACGACGAAGAAGAAAUGGAACCGCUACCUGCGAUGUCUUCCAUCGUCAGAGGCCUUGAGGAAGGUCUCCGCUGGCUGGAGACCUCUGCUGACAUCGGCUCAGACCUGUCAUCUGCGCAACAUCAUCGCCCUUGCACGAGCCGCAGCCAGAGACUCGUGCAAGCAGAGAAAGAUGACGGAAUAUUUCACAUUUCAUAG
This is a messenger RNA of Dreissena polymorpha, 939 nucleotides long. RefSeq names its product jerky protein homolog-like. The record is from RefSeq and is a predicted model, not a curated record. The coding region runs from base 1 to 939 and encodes 312 amino acids. Gene Ontology annotation, molecular function: nucleic acid binding. Lineage: Eukaryota; Metazoa; Mollusca; Bivalvia; Myida; Dreissenidae. The transcript has a single exon.